AUGGACGUCCGCCUGUACCCCUCGGCGCCCGCGGUGGGCGCGCGGCCCGGGGCCGAGCCGGCCGGCCUGGCGCCCCUGGACUAUUACCACUGCGGCAAGUUUGAUGGUGAGAGUGCCUACGUGGGGAUGAGUGACGGAAACCCAGAGCUCCUAUCAACCAGCCAGACCUUCAACAGCCAGAACGAGAGCAACGAAGACUAUGAGAUCCCCCCAAUAACACCUCCCAACCUCCCCGAGCCAUCCCUCCUGCACCUGGGGGACCACGAAGCCGGCUACCACUCGCUGUGCCACGGCCUCACACCCAACGGACUGCUCCCUGCUUACUCCUACCAGGCCAUGGACCUCCCAGCCAUCAUGGUGUCCAACAUGCUGGCCCAGGACAGCCACCUGCUAUCGGGGCAACUGCCCACGAUCCAGGAGAUGGUCCACUCGGAGGUUGCUGCCUAUGACUCGGGCCGACCAGGGCCCCUGCUGGGCCGCCCGGCGAUGCUGGCCAGCCACAUGAGCGCCCUCAGCCAGUCCCAGCUCAUUUCUCAGAUGGGCAUCCGGAGCGGCAUCGCCCACAGCUCCCCAUCACCCCCAGGGAGCAAGUCAGCGACCCCCUCUCCCUCCAGUUCAACUCAGGAGGAGGAAUCGGAGGCACAUUUCAAGAUGUCGGGAGAAAAGAGACCUUCAGCUGAUCCUGGCAAAAAGGCCAAGAACCCAAAGAAGAAGAAGAAGAAGGAUCCCAAUGAGCCGCAGAAACCUGUGUCAGCCUACGCACUCUUCUUCAGAGACACUCAGGCUGCCAUCAAGGGACAGAACCCCAGCGCGACCUUCGGGGAUGUCUCCAAAAUCGUGGCCUCCAUGUGGGACAGCUUGGGAGAGGAGCAGAAGCAGGCCUACAAGAGGAAGACCGAAGCAGCGAAGAAGGAGUAUCUGAAGGCUCUGGCAGCCUACAGGGCCAGCCUUGUUUCCAAGAGCUCCCCUGACCAGGGUGAGACCAAGAGCGCUCAGGUGAACCCUCCGGCCAAGAUGCUCCCCCCCAAACAGCCCAUGUACGCCAUGCCGGGCCUGGCCUCCUUCCUGACGCCAUCUGACCUGCAGGCCUUCCGCAGUGGGGCCUCCCCUGCCAGCCUCGCCCGGACGCUGGGCUCCAAGUCGCUGCUGCCCAGCCUCAGCGCCUCCCCGCCGCCACCACCCUCCUUCCCUCUCAGCACACCCCUGCACCAGCAGCUGCCACUGCCACCCCAUGCCCAGGGCACCCUCCUCAGCCCACCUGUCAGCAUGUCCCCAGCCCCCCAGCCUCCCGUCCUGCCCACUCCCAUGGCACUCCAGGUGCAGCUGGCCGUGAGCCCCUCACCUCCAGGGCCACAGGACUUCCCUCACAUCUCUGAGUUCCCCAGCAGUUCCGGAUCCCGCUCCCCUGGCCCGCCCAACCCCACGAGCAGCGGAGACUGGGACAGCAGUUACCCCAGCACCGAGUGUGGCGUCAGCACCUGCAGCCUGCUCCCCAGGGAUAAAUCGCUCUACCUCACCUAA
Molecule: messenger RNA, 1521 nt
Organism: Budorcas taxicolor (takin)
Lineage: Eukaryota; Metazoa; Chordata; Mammalia; Artiodactyla; Bovidae
Gene: TOX2
Product: TOX high mobility group box family member 2
Exons: 9
Coding region: 1-1521 (506 amino acids)
Biological process (GO): regulation of transcription by RNA polymerase II
Cellular component (GO): nucleus
Molecular function (GO): chromatin DNA binding
Source: RefSeq, a predicted model, not a curated record